Molecule: messenger RNA, 2640 nt
Organism: Culex quinquefasciatus (southern house mosquito)
Lineage: Eukaryota; Metazoa; Arthropoda; Insecta; Diptera; Culicidae
Product: coiled-coil domain-containing protein 151
Exons: 5
Coding region: 205-2166 (653 amino acids)
Biological process (GO): cilium movement; outer dynein arm assembly
Cellular component (GO): cilium
Source: RefSeq, a predicted model, not a curated record
UCCCCCCCAAACUAUAAGGGGUGUCGCGCGUUCGUUUAGCGCGCUCGUUUUUUCCGCGCAUCCCGGAUGAGCUGUAUUAUCUUUCAAAUUAAUUCAUAACGCAUGCCGCGAGGAGACAUGAUACAGUUUUGCGCGGCCGUGCGGACAUCCCGGAGGAGGUGGUGAAGAGGGUAAACCACUCCAACUCGAGCGCGCGGCCAGUUGAUGUAUUAUUGUGUCCGAUCCUAUAAUACGCGGACCCGGCUCGCGUCGAGCCUGCAUCAGCGUUUCCAGCCCGGCCUGCUUCGCGUUGUUAUUACUUUUAUUAUCGUCAUCACCGAGCAAGCAGGAUUUUGUUCAAAAAUGUCGACACCUAAGCCAAUUCUGAACGCGGAGGGUCUUACCCUAACGAACAAGAAGAUUGCCGAGCUGAAGAAAAAAGUUCAACUAGCGGAGGGUCAAAAGAAAGCUUACACCGAAGAAUGGGCGGAUACUAAGAAAGCUCAGAACGAGAAAAUCUCGGAGCUCAAGAAGGAAGUACGCGAGCUGACCAAUAAACUGUCCUACUUGCACAAUCCAAACAGCGCAAAGGCACAGCGGAAUGUUCAGGAAAUUAAACGACGGGUGCAGUUGCCACCCGGCGCGAAAACCGUUCAAGAUGGGCUGAACAUCGUGGACUUGAAGAUUAUCGAUCUAAAUAAACAGGCGGAUGCAACCGAGGCAAAGCACAAGAAGAGGGAGAUAUACUACCAAAAGUUGGUCGAGCAGUACCACAAGCUGAUGGGUUACAAAUACUCGAAGAGUGAUGGAUCGAAUCCUCCGGAAACGAUCGAAGAGGAUGCAAAUAGAAAGGUGAUAACGCACUUGGAGAACGAGAUUCACCGGACGUCGGUACAGUGGAUGGAGGCGGAACACAUCCGGAAGAAGUAUCGUGGUAUCAAGCUGUCGCUGAUGAGAGACGCUGAAAAGUUCGAGAGUUCCUUGCUGGAGUUGGAGCAAGCGAUCACGGAACAGCAGGCGGAGAUAACGAAGCUGGAGGCGGUUCACAAGGAAGCGAUGCAAAUGCGGGACAAUACCAAAUCGAUUCUUCAACGCCAGGAGCAGACGACUCAUUACGCGUACAAGGCGCGGGAGAAGCAAGCACUGGACUUUAGGCGACAAGUUGAAGAGCGAAAGCAGGAGUUAGAACGGCUGGAGCGGAAGAUUUUCUCCUCCGGAAAGACACUUAUGCACCAGGAAAGUAUUUUGUCCGCUUCCGGAGAUCAUUCUGGAACCAAGGGCGAGGGCGAUGACUCCAGUGGCCAUGGCAAAGAUUCGGCCUCUUCGAUGGAGCAGAAGUUUAAGAAACUGAUGCAAGCUACAGGGGUCAGCGCGGCCGCCGAAGUCGUCGAGCGCUUCCUGGCUCAGCGGGAGGCAUCCGCGAGGUUGACGUACCUCCGUACGGUCACCGAGAACGAGAAAAAGCAGUUGGAGUCCCAACGUGAGCUAAUGACGACACAAUUGGAUUCUUUUAAAUUUGCGGACGUCAAAGAUAGUGAUGUCAAUCAAGAAGAGCUGGAAAUGCUUCGUAUUUCGAUUGAGGAACAGAGGGCACGUCGCGAAGAGUGUGAGAAAGCGAUUGACUACACGCGAAACGUUUUCAACACAAUUAAAGAUUCGUUGGUAGAACUGUUGCUGAGCCUGAGAGAAAUCGACGAGAACUUGGAUGUCCAAUUUAUCCGCAGGACACCCACAAAGCAGCCAGAUCUAAUGGACAUUUCCGUUGGAGAUAUCUCUGUCGAUGAGCUGGGAAACAUUCUGGAGGAGAAAAUCAAGCUCGGGAUGAUCGCGAGUGGUCAACUGGCCAACGACAUCGACAGCGGGCUGUCCGAGGACGAAAGUGAGGCACCUCUGCGUCCCCCGAGUGCGCUUCAAAUCCCGGCCUCUAGCCCAUCGGCGGGAACGUCCUCCGUGGCGGAUGAUCGCGAAAAACCACCGCCCCUACCGCCGGUUUAUGUUAAUCUGAUUGCCGGCCGGGCCACGGCACAGGUUUCGUCCGCCUCGCCGGGACCGGGCACAACGGUGGUCCUUUCGGACGACGAGGCCGAAGUUCCGUCGCGAAGCUACCUGAAGCGGCAAGCAAACAUGAUAAUCGAAGCCAAGUCGAGACGCAAGGGCUUCCGGGCGCCACCAACCAAGAGGCGUUGAGGGUUUGAUGUGGAAUUGGUUUUUAAAAGCAGUCGUCGAAUAACUGCAUAUAAUUACUAAAGUGAAAUAUUUUAUGAAAUUAUGCUUAUAUGAUAUAAUAAUCCCAAUCACCAAGCAAUCACACAGACAAGUAAAUUUUAAUUAUGUGCAUCAAUAACACAAUCAAAAAAAUAUUGCUAGUUCAAAUCACUGAUAAAUUGAUCCUUUAUAUGCUAUUAAUAUUUUUCUGGUUUGUCUGAUUUCAAUGCUAAUUACAAUGCCUCUGUGUAAGCAAGCUUAGAAGAAAAGAGCACAGAAGCAUCGAUUUACCAAACUUUCAACGUUCAGUUAAAAUUAUUAAUUUGUUUAACAAGUUGAACAACUAUGCGUUUCUUUUUUCAGGCAGCCUAAAACUGGUAAAGCACUCAAUCGCAUUGACACUCAAUAUAAAUUAAGCCCUAAUGACACACAUAAAUAAUUUGAUAAAUAAGGCUU